AAAAUAAAUCAGUCUAUCGGCAUCUCUGUGAAUGUCAACAUUCCAAACUAUGGAUUUUCAUGAAAUUGAAUUGGAUUUCAAAAAAGAGUCAUCUAGUAACGAAAUCCCUACUGGAAUACCACAUCAGCUGGAAACGAAUCAAAACAAAACAUCGCAUCAUCGGAAGCAACAAGUUGACGAAAAUUCAAGCGAUAAAAGUGACGAUAAUGACCGAGAUAUGACACAAAAUACGGAAACAAUUGGCGUGGUAGCGAUGGGUCUUAACGGCGUAACGAGUUUGACGCUCCUGCUAAUUACCGGAUUCAUUUCCUACCUGGCACUCAUCAAUGGAGUCGUUCUUUUUUCAUUCCAUCCCAUUUUUAUGGCUGUUGGUUAUCUCGUGUUAAUGUUCCAAGCAAUAUUAUCAAUGUCAGAUUUAAAUUGUUGGACAGCCAAAUUGAAUUACAAGCAACGUGUCACAUUCCACUGGAUUUUGCAAGCUGCCUCACUUUCCUGCAUCACAAUUGGCUUUGUCGCCAUCUUCGUCAAUAAAGUCCGUUUGGGAAAGGAACAUUUUCACACGCUUCAUGCGAUUUUUGGUCUUAUCACGUACAUUCUCACAAUAAUCGUCGCUUGCGGUGGCAUUUGGACAAAAUACAGCUUCCAACUUCGCAAGUACCUGAAACCGGUAUACGUGAAAAUUAAUCAUUCGUUAAUGGGUGUCGUCGUUUUUGGACUGGGAAUUACCACUGCGUGUCUUGGCGUGUAUUCGAAGUGGUUCUUGAAGGUAUCGACAACCGACAUGCAAUUGCCCUUGGUGACAGCGAUGAUUUUGUGUGCAUUGUAUGUUUCGUAUAAGCCGAUGGAAUUGUGUCUGAAACGAAUCACAAGUUCACUAAGAUCUAGUUUGUAGUUAAUUUUAAUUGAAUAUCAAGAGCUUCCAAUAUAUAUUUUUACAUCUUAAUGAAUUUUUUGAAUUUUAAGGAUGAUGCAUGCCACAAUUUGUUCCUUUUGGAUUAGCUUGCACAAUGACGACAAUAUAAGAAAUGAUGGAAGAAAUUACCUGAAAUGAAAAAAAAAAAAAUAGUUGAGACGAAAAACGUAAAAAUUUGACUUACAGAUAAGAUUAAACGAUGAUUGCACUCAAACAUUUGCAAAAUGUAGACUUUUGGAUCCAAAUGUAUCAAUUGCAGUUUGAACUCUUCCAACUUUUUUCGUUCUUCCAUACUUUUAGAUGCAAUUAAAUCAUCCUUCAGUAGUAGAUUUUUCAAUUUUGAACAUUUUUCCAGCAAAAAAUUGCAUCCAGAUACUAAAUAGUAGAAUUUAAUGCACGAAAUCGAGGCAAAAAAUAAGUUCAUGAUGGCAUUUAAGAAAAAAAUAUCGUCCUCGACUCCCUUAAAAAUACAAAUAACAGCAGCAUAGACUGAAGUGACCUGAAAUUUUAUAAAAUUAAUAAUUUUUUAAAGAAUUUCGAAUAACUUACCGCCCAAACGAAGCCUGCAAAUACAGAAAGUAUCGAAAAAGCCAAUGAUAAUUCCACUAUUUGAGCAAAUUUUUGAGCCACAUUCAAUAUUUGCCAAUAAAAACUUGCAAAACAAUCGAUUUUAUCGGAAAAUCUACUACAAAAUCCUGAAUGAGCCUCGUGAUUCUCCAAAUGUUUGAUCGUAAUAUCGAUUAAAUGUCCAUUAAAAUAAUAAAAUGAACAAAAGACGUUAGUUAAAACACCAUCGAAUGGUGCACCGUACAAAAAAUAUAA
Culicoides brevitarsis is the source of this 1735-nucleotide messenger RNA. Its product is annotated as transmembrane reductase CYB561D2-like. The transcript has 3 exons. NCBI's taxonomy places the organism in Eukaryota, Metazoa, Arthropoda, Insecta, Diptera, Ceratopogonidae. Bases 32 to 892 code for a protein of 286 amino acids. Gene Ontology annotation, molecular function: transmembrane monodehydroascorbate reductase activity; heme binding. The record is from RefSeq and is a predicted model, not a curated record.